CAGAUUUUCUUUUCGUUUCCCAGAGAGAGAGUGAAAGGGUCUCUGCGGCGAACGAAAGCUUGAAAUCUCCGAUUAAGCCAUGAAUGCUCCCGACCGAUACGAGAGAUUCGUCGUCCCUGAAGGAACCAAGAAGGUUUCUUAUGAUAGGGACACGAAGAUCAUCAAUGCUGCUUCGUUCACGAUUGAGAGAGAAGACCAUACGAUUGGAAACAUUGUCCGCAUGCAACUUCACCGCGACGAGAAUGUCUUGUUUGCUGGAUACCAGCUGCCUCAUCCUCUUAAGUACAAAAUUAUAGUGAGGAUUCAUACAACAAGCCAGUCUUCCCCGAUGCAAGCAUACAACCAGGCCAUCAAUGAUCUCGACAAGGAGCUCGACUAUUUGAAGAACCAGUUUGAGGCAGAGGUAGCCAAGUUUUCAAAUCAGUACUAGGGAACUCAGAGGUCUCCAUCAGAACAUCGGGAAGAAACGCUUAACAUUGUCCUUCGCUAAGCCCAAGCCACAAGACUUAUAAUGAGCUUAUGAAAUUUUCCCCCAGUUAUGCUUUGUGUAAAUCAGAAACAAAUCGCCCUGUAACUUGUUUUAACUCUAUGUUUUAAACAUCUUUCAGGCUUCUAAGAAGUAAUGCUAAGAUUAACUCUUCUUUUUACCA
Capsella rubella is the source of this 650-nucleotide messenger RNA. RefSeq names its product DNA-directed RNA polymerases II, IV and V subunit 11. Gene Ontology annotation, cellular component: RNA polymerase II, core complex. The record is from RefSeq and is a predicted model, not a curated record. Lineage: Eukaryota; Viridiplantae; Streptophyta; Magnoliopsida; Brassicales; Brassicaceae. Gene Ontology annotation, biological process: transcription by RNA polymerase II. The transcript is spliced from 5 exons. Gene Ontology annotation, molecular function: protein dimerization activity; DNA binding. The coding region runs from base 80 to 430 and encodes 116 amino acids.